UCUUGGCCUGUGACGCUAUCUUUCUAGGAAGACCAUAUUGUUGCAAGAUCUGCAAUGGAGACCCUAUGGAUGCAAUUGAAAGAUUUGAUGAAAUCUGUGAAGUUCAAGAUUCAUCUUCUUUGCUCAGCAAUGAGCAGGAGAGGAAGUGCCUUUACAGGAAAUGCAGAGCGGAACCACUAGAGUUUUCCGAGGGACUGAGGAGGGCUCAGCCCUGCCAGGCAGGAGCCAUCUGUGCCUCGCAGGGAUGGCAGGCAAGUACCAGAGUGAGGCAGGAGUGCCAAGGGAAAUGGAAGAGGAACAGGCUGAGUUUCAUACACUUGUCCAGGAGUUCCUGAAAUGCUCCUUGGGGAACCAUGUGUAUCCUGAGCAAAAGGAACACCAAAGAAGGAAGCAGGAGUGCCAGCUGGUGCAAGCUCUGGUCAGCAGGAUCAUGGCUUCAGUGCAUGAGUGCAACAUGGAGCUGUUCACGGGGGAAGCCAUCCUGGUGGGCAGCCAAGCCCAGGACCUCCAUGUCCAGACAGAGUCCAGCAGCAGCGACUACGACUUCCUGGUCCCCAUCCAUUACAACACGAAUCUGAUCCUUAUGGGCAGCCUGUACAGCAAGCUGUACACCCCAAAAGGUCUUCUGCCUGUCUGGGAGAGCUUGAAGCCCGGGGUGCCGGUGUACCGCUGGGGGAACAAGGUAGUGGUGGAUUAUAACAAGCUAAUAAUGAGAGAUCUCUUGGAGAGGAAGACUGUAGACGUGGACCUCACAGGAGAAGACAUAAAAACAAUAAAUAACCGGCAGCUACAGAUUUGGAAGAAUGGCAUUGAUCCAUAUAAUGUAAUGACAGAAUUGUGGGAGUGUGUCCAGAAAGCUCUGACUGAAGAGAGAAGAAACCUUGCUACCGGAAUUAGAAACAUUAGACUGGAGAACACUGUGGGUAUUACACCAGUUAGUCCAGCCAUACAGCUCAGUGCAGAGGUGAAUGGCCAAACUGUGUCUAUAGACCUGGUGCCCACCAUCCGGAAUAAACUGGACAUGUUCAUGGAUUGGCCGCAGCAGGAUCUCAAGUGGCUUUCCGACUGGUGGGACCGGAAGCAGGGCACUGAGCAGAGAAAACCCACCUGGAAUAUCAUGGAAAUUUACAAAACUGGGACAGAUCUGGUGGCCAAGAAUUCAUACUGGAGGCUCUCCUACUCCCUGGCUGAGACCCGUCUCCUCAGGGACAUUGACCUCGAUGGUGCUGGGUGGAGGCGGGAGGCACUGCAGCUGCUGAAGCAAAUCAACAUGGAGAAGUGGGUACCGUGCUACGGCAAAGUCCUGACCUCCUACCACCUGAAGAUGGUCCUGUUUUGGGCUUCUGACCUUAACCCAGAGACCGAGAACUGGGCCACGGUGCUGGAUGCUCUGGGGACCCUGCUAAAGGUGCUGGAGUUCAGCCUGGAGAAGAGACACCUGCCCAGCUACUUCCUACCUUCGAUUAAUUUCUUUGACUGGCACCGGACUGAGGAAGAGAGAUCCCUGAAGAACCGGGUGCUGGAGGUGCUCAGACUGGAGGUGAGGCUGAUGAGAUGCAGCCCAGAACAGUACCUCCAGCUGAGCUACGACCUGGCCAAGACCCAAGGCCCAGGACCCUUCAUCCAACAGGAGCGGGAGCUCGACGAGUUUAGAAGGGAGCAUCAGAAAGACUUUGAAGAGUUCAAAAACCUGAAGGAAGAAAAACAGCCAGGACAGGGAGCUGCGAGUAUCUUCUUCGCCCAACACAGACACUUGGGCUCAUGUCUGCAGUUAAAUAUUCUACGCCAGUGAUUCUCAAACUGGGAGUCGGGACCCCUCAAGGGGCCGUGAGGUUAUUACAUGGGGGGGUCGUGAGCUGUCAGCCUCCACCCCAAACCUCGCUUUGCCUCCAGCAUUUAUAAUGGUGUUAAAUAUAUGAAAUAGUGUUUUUAAUAUAUAAGGGGGGGUCACACUCAGAGGCUUGCUGUGCGAAAGGGAUCACCAGUACAAAAGUCUGAGAACCCCUGUUCUACGCUAACUUCACUUGGCUUUGGAUUUAUCCUGGGGGAACAGAGUCUGCUUAAAAACCAUGAGACUUGAUUAAAAAACAAUGUUUUUAAACAAUAA
Molecule: messenger RNA, 2107 nt
Organism: Dermochelys coriacea (leatherback sea turtle)
Lineage: Eukaryota; Metazoa; Chordata; Testudines; Dermochelyidae
Exons: 7
Coding region: 161-1792 (543 amino acids)
Source: RefSeq, a predicted model, not a curated record